UUAAUGCAAAUCGUUCUUUAAAACCUGCGACCGUCAAAGUUUUAAGUACAAAGGCGAAUGACGGAAAUGAUUUACAAGUUAAGUCCGUUGCCAGCCCGUCGAACCAAACCUACAAGAGAUCUCCUAAUGAAAACGUCACUAGAAAAUCUGAUUCUAAUACAACGUCAGAUUCAUCAACUACCACACCUGUUCAAAAGUGGAACAGAAGACAUUCGAAAAGUUCAAAGAAACAGUCUAAUGCUGAUGGACAAUUACUUUCCGCAAACAGUUCAUCAAAGCAUAAAGAUGCAUUAAUUCAUAAAGGCGAUAACAUUUUGACCAAUGAUUCAGGUGAAACAAACGUAAAAUCUGCCAUUGGGUCAUCUGUUACACCCACUCCAAUUCUUUCAAAAAAAUCUAAAAAAAAAGAUAAGAAUUCGGGCAUCCAGGCUCAGUUUCUGGAAAAUGACCUUUCACAAAACGACACGGAUUUAAUCGAGGAUCCGCAUAAUUUGAACAUUGAGGAUUUUCAAAAGAUUUCAAAUGAAAGUAAUGAAAAGGACAACCUCGCCACUAAUAAUUCAAACCGUCAUAAUAAAAUGCCAACGGACUUUAAAUUCGAUUUUGCAACGUCCACCUUUGCAUUAUCUCCCAAUGUCUCGAAAGGCACCAAUAAUGAUUCGAUUUCCACACAAAAUACUUCAGAGAAUCCAUCUAAUCCAAAAUCACCCUCCGAUUCAACAUUUGAAUUUUCAUCCUCUAAUAUAUUUUCCAAGGAUUUCAACUUCAACGCAUCAUCCAUUUUCAAUUUACAAACAUCAUUCUCAUCUGCUUCCCCCUUAUUUG
Molecule: messenger RNA, 825 nt
Organism: Racocetra fulgida
Lineage: Eukaryota; Fungi; Glomeromycota; Glomeromycetes; Diversisporales; Gigasporaceae
Source: the annotation of a GenBank genome assembly